Molecule: messenger RNA, 1667 nt
Organism: Sphaeroforma arctica JP610
Lineage: Eukaryota; Ichthyosporea; Ichthyophonida
Product: phenylalanyl-tRNA synthetase beta chain
Exons: 10
Coding region: 1-1611 (536 amino acids)
Biological process (GO): phenylalanyl-tRNA aminoacylation
Cellular component (GO): phenylalanine-tRNA ligase complex; cytoplasm
Molecular function (GO): ATP binding; RNA binding; magnesium ion binding
Source: RefSeq, a predicted model, not a curated record
AUGCAUUCGCAGAUGAAAGUCCAGAGACGCCGCGCACUUUGCGGUGGUAGUGAUCUCUUACAGAACCAACUAUACGAUCUACUGUGUAUUGAAGGUCUAGUGCGUGGCAUCCGAAUCUUCGAGCGCAACAUCGAGCCGCCCAGGUACGUGUCCUCCCCUGCGACACAGAAAAUCAUUGUGGAGAAAGAGACCCAGCAGAUACGUCCGUACGUGGUGGGCGCGGUCUUGCGCAAUGUCACAUUUAACGAGGACUCGUACGCGAGCUUCAUCGAUCUCCAGGAUAAACUACACAUGAAUAUUUGCCGUAAACGUACGCUUGCCUCAAUUGGUACACACGAUUUGGAUACCAUCAAGGGUCCCUUCUACUACAGAGCUCAAGCGCCCAAGGAUAUCAAGUUCAAAGCACUCAAACAAACUGAGGAAACCACCGCCGACGAACUUAUGGAGAAGUACCGAACUGACCAACAACUGAAGCACUUUCUGCACAUCAUUGAGGACAGCCCUGUGUACCCAGUGGUGUACGACAGUCAAGACAUCGUAUGCUCCUUGCCCCCUAUUAUAAACAGCGAAUAUUCCAAGAUCACCUUGGAGACUAGGAAUGUCUUCAUCGAAUGCACGGCCACUGACCGGAGCAAGGCCAACACCGUGGUGGACCAGAUCGUAUCCAUGUUCUCUGAGUAUUGCGAUACGCCCUUCACAUACGAGCAGGUUGAUAUCGAAUACCCUGACGGCACAACGGAAAUCACGCCAAAGAUGGAGUAUCGUCUGGAGAAGGUGCCUGUUGCCUACUUAAAUAAGAGAGUUGGCAUUGAAGAAACGGCCGAGAGUAUCGCCGCCAUGCUGGACAAGAUGUGCAUCCCAUCCACAGCCACAGAUGCGGAGACCAUUGAGGUCGAGGUGCCACCCACGCGCGCGGAUAUUCUGCACGCUUGUGAUAUUAUGGAGGAUGUUGGAAUCGCAUACGGAUACGACAACAUCAAGAUGACCAUUCCCGACUUCCAAACCGUUGCCGUACCAAAUCCCUUAAAUAAACUUACUGAUCUGCUGAGAAACGAACUAGCUCAGUGUGGCUUCACAGAGGCUCUAACCUUUGCGCUGUGUUCGCUGGAUGAGAGCUUCAAGUUCAUGCGCCAACCACAGAGCAAGAAGGCUGUGACUAUCUCAAACCCUGCCACAUUCGAGUUCCAGAUGGCGCGCCUGGACCUUGCGCCGGGGAUUCUUAAGACCAUUGCGAGCAACCGAUCUGUCCCCAUUCCCUUGAAGAUCUUCGAAGUGUCGGACGUGGUUAUGCAAUGCGAAACAAGUGACACCGGGUGCAAGAACGAGCGUCGGCUGUGCGCGGCUUACUACGGCCAGACAUCUGGCAUGGAGGUCAUCCAUGGCCUCAUUGACCGCAUAUUCCAAGUGCUGAGUGUGGAGUACGACGCCGCUGAGGGCUACAGCUACGAAUCCGUAGAUCACCCUAUGUUCCUGGCUGGCCGCAGUGGAUCUGUGCUAUUCAAGGGCAAGGUUGUGGGCCAGUUCGGAGUAGUACACCCCGAAGUACUGGGCAGUUUCGAACUGAAGAUGCCCACUUCCUUGGUUGAGAUCAAUGCGGAGAUUUUCCUAUAAUAAAUAAUUCAUUGAGCCUUCUUGACGAUGAACAUGUACAUAAACAUACUUUGACC